AAAUAAUAGCCCCUGCCACGGAUCGUGACAGCAAUACGAUUAGAUGGAUAUGGAUCUUAACGUGAUGAAGAAGCGAACUAUCUUUCUGUGCAAUGAUUCAUUACAUGACGCCGUAUUGCCGCUUGACCCAUGUAAUACCGCUAGCUCAGACCCAGCUACCAGCGAAUUCGCCCACGACGACAAGAUGAUGUGAAAGUUUGGGAUCUUCCGCAUCGACAUCGACCUGCUAUUCCACGAUCUCUGAUCUUGGAGAUUGAUCGGUACUGGCUUUGGAGUCUAUACGGCAGCUAGCAAUACAGACGGAUAUUGGGUCUUCCGUGAUGAAGAAGCGAGCUAUCUUUCUGUGUAAUGAUUCAUUACAUGACGCCGUAUUGCCAAAGUAGACUGUUCGACUUAUGUGAUCCAUUGGAAACACUACGGGCCCCCGUCACUGUAUUCUAGAGCCCUAGCCGCGUAGGACGUUAAGUGGUACUGUAUAAAUUUACCACAGGACUCUCGAACCUAGCCUGCUGACGAAUUCCAUGUGUUCCUGUGAACUAUAAAUUCUUCGUCUGAUACAACGCUUUAUUGUUCCAAGAGAUUCAAUUCUUCCGAUUAAAAACCCCAACUUACCCAAUACAAUGGCAAAGUUCAACUCUCAGGCAGUGCAAGAUAUGCCACACCUAACCCUGUAUGGCGCGCAGCUCGCAUCUGCUGCCGCUAUCGCAAAGGCACAGGAGAUACAAGUCCCCGAAGAUAUUGCUAUUGUGGAUGCUUCGCAGCAACUCCUCCACUUCCAGCGCAUGCCGAAAGCAAAAUACGCUAGCAUCGACAUUGCCAUCAACAAGGCCUUUACCGCUGCUGGAUUUGGACUCCCAACGCAUGCGUAUAAGGAGAACGUCUCGCCUGGGGGGCCUUUGUUUGGUAUAAAUAAUAGUAAUGGAGGAAGGUUCAUGACCAUCGGAGGCGGACUACCAAUUGAAAUAGAUGGGCGAGUUAUUGGAGCUAUUGGAUGUAGUACUGGCACACCUGAUGAGGAUCGGCAGGUGGCACAGGCUGGGGUGGAUGCGGUACUAGCACACGUGAAGAAGGAAAAUGGAUCGUAG
Messenger RNA from Pseudogymnoascus verrucosus, 1085 nucleotides. RefSeq lists its product as uncharacterized. The record is from RefSeq and is a predicted model, not a curated record. The coding region runs from base 621 to 1085 and encodes 154 amino acids. The transcript has a single exon. Lineage: Eukaryota; Fungi; Ascomycota; Leotiomycetes; Thelebolales; Thelebolaceae.